AUGCUUUUUUUGGUGUGUCUUUUACUCUUUGAGGCAUACGCUGUUUCCAUUAGCCCAAUGAUAAGCCGCGAUAUGGAACGUGACUCCAUUCAGGUAAUAUCAGUAAAACUGUGAUGAUCUUUCAUGACGUGUUAACCGACAUCAAAUAAGCGUUUUGUCCUGAACGUAUUCGCUUUCGCUGCUCAUCAAGCAAUGACUGUAUUAAAUCAUAUCAUUUAAGUGCUCCUUUCUAUUCACCAAGACAAUACAAUCUCGGCUUACGCGAUGGUCAGAGUAGGAUAUUUUCCUGGUAACAAACUAGCUCCCUCUCUCACUUUAUAGCUGUGAUUUGUUUUCUUAUUUUCAGGAUAAUUCAGAUCCAGAGUACCAGGAUGAGUCCUCCAUGGUACAAGCACGAUAUGCACGUGGCAAGUAUAAAACAUCUUAAGAACUUGUAAAGUUCACCUCUAAGUCUCUUGUCCAUAAGUUAUUCCACUUAACAAGCUCAGGAAAUGGCAACAUGGUCAUGUGUUACUAUGGACGAAAAUAUGUCCAGCGUAGCCGAACUACUAUUCUAUCGUAAUUUUAGUGAUAGUAACCUAAUACAGAUAGGUAAAAGUACAAAUUUGUGGGAUUGGAGUAAAGGUAAGGUGAAACAUUGAGAUUUCGCACUUCAGGAACAUUUUGAGCGAAUGACAGUCGUCGUUAACGUUCUUCCUUUGUCAUUGAUGAUGACCGAGUACAUCUCAAGGGUCCAUUGCUUACGUGUGUGGCUGAUGAAUCCGAUGCAAGCUUAAGAGACAGCAGCUUAAGUUGGAUACUGGUGAUCAGCGGUUAUUGAGGUUGGAAAGUUGACUCUGGACAUCCCCAACAUGUCUUCCUCAUCGACUUCAGCAAUAUUUUGUGGCUCAUUCUAACACUGUCACUGUUUUGCAUAACGUUUCAGAACCCAAAAGAUGUACAUACAGAAACAAGGAAUAUAAACCGGGCGCAAAAGUUGACAUAAAUUUGGGUCCGGAUUAUGCAAGAUGCGAUCGAUGCACAUGUACCAAGAAAGGAAAAUUCCGCAAAUGCACCAAUUUGUACUAUUGCGAAGUGGGCUUUCUGAAGUGUAAGGUUGAGGAUUAUGAAUGGCUUCCUGGUAAAUGCUGUCCUGAGUGCAAACGAAAAAGUAAGUUACCUACUGUUCAUAGCUUUCUCAAUCCUCGUUUCGCUUGUGUGCCUUGAGUUUUAGUGUGUGUACAGAGUCUGUGCAGGGAUGCUCGUUUUUCUUGCUAUUUGUUUCUGUCUUCUGUUUCUGCACUUGCACGUUUUUGAAUUUUUUCUUUCAUUAACUCUCAGUUCUACGAUUUUCAGUUUUCUGUGUAUGACUCCCCAGUAAUUCUAUAAAUUAAUUUGUUUAAAAUAUGCAUCGAGGCCAACUACCUCAACUCAAUAAUUAGAUUAUUAUCAUUGUGUAUCGUCUGCACUUUCCAUUUUUGCUCGUUUAUUUCGCGUUUAAGUACCUGAAUCUUGGCCUCCAACCGUUCCUCACCUAAAAAAACUAAUAGGGCCACUUGCCUUCGUUUAGUGGCUUUUUUCAGUUAAGAACGGAAAAAAAAUUAAGAAUUCAGUUUACUCUGUCAAUUACACGUGUACCAGGUGUGUAUGUGACAAUGGAAUCUCUCUUCUAAUGCGUUCAAAACUGACCAAUUGCUUUUUAAGCUUUAAAUAUUGAAGUUAUUGAUUUACAGGUUGCACUGACGACAGAAAGGUCGGGGAAAAAUGGGAGAGGAUAAAAAGCAUGACGGGCCAAAAUGAAGGCAUUUGCUCUCUUUGUGAAUGUUUAGCAGACGGCGAAGAGUUCUGCCAAGACAGUCGUUUCAUUUGCUUUGACAUAUCAGGGUGUCUGGAGACUGAGAUAAAACCGGACUUCUGCUGUCCACAGUGCAGUAAGUAUCACCAAAGAGAUGAUAAUGAAAUAAAUGCAUGGAAUAAGAGAAAAAGAGGAAGAAAGAUGACUCACAGCAAAACAUCUGAAUAAUCACUACAUGUUCAAGCUAGAGCACAGGAAGUUUACAACAGCGCAAAAAGGCAUCCUUUUCGUAAGCCAGGAGAGUGGAUUGAGGCGAGAAAAUGGUCCAUUUAAAUAACCUUGAAAAAAAUUCAAUAUAAUGUCAAAUGACCGGUUUUCAGGUUGUGGUUAUGUGGACUUUUUAAGCUGCUGUACUGCGUUGAAAACUGCUAUUAAAAUGUGAACAAUUAAUAACCUAGCAACAAGAAGUCCCAUAUGCAGAGUUCCAAUGAGUCCAUGAGGUGGCAAAAGUUGCGUAUGUGUUGGUCUCAGAGAGAGACUGCUCUCUGGGUUAUAGGUCCUUGAUAACGUCACAAAUAGAGAGAGAGUAAGUUUUUAAAGCAGAUGAAGUCAAUCGUCGACGCAGAACUAGUUAAUGUGAAGAAGAUUAGCAGUUCGUAGAUGAAAGUCGUGAUCCUCGUCGAAACUGACUGCAUCAUGAGAAAAACGAUUUUACUUCUUUCGUAGAGUUGUUAAAGUUUCCGUACACAUUGUUCUCGGCAAAUAUAGUUGUUGUCCUCAUUUUCGCAAGUACUUGGGGAAUUGAUGUAGCCAGUGUCCUAAGAUGACAGUUCAUUGCUCUUUUUCUAUCAAACCUUUCAGAAACUUGGGCCAAAUCAACUACGACUGAUGCACCAAGCUUUACCAUUAUACUGACGGAACCUACAGAACCACCGCCGUUUCCACCUUUCCAAUGAAGACAAAGAAACUUAAGACCAGGCUCGACAAAUGUUGUUUCUUCGCAGAUGCGAUUUACUUCGAGUGUUGAGAUCUCUGAGAGCUUCUAGUUUUUCAAAGGAAGAGUGAGCAUGACGAUUCUAAUGACUUGUUCUAAGAAAUAAGAGAUCGUUGAAUGGAUGUGUUCGCGAGACUCGAUUAAACCUGGAAAUAAAACUUGAAAAGAAAUUGAAAACGCAUCUUCUUGUUUGCUGCAGUCAUUUUAAUUUAAAUUACAUCCAGUAUCAGUUACUUUAGUGGUUAAACUGCAUCAGGAUGAUUUUUGGCAGUUUCUUAAAUGUUUCGCUGGGAACGAGUCAACCAUAAAAUUUAAGCAAAUGUUUUGAUACCCCAUCUAUCUUCUUUUGUCUGCUAUUGCUUUUUGAGAGAAAAAAAAAAAAAAAAACUUUGCAGAUCAAGAUAUAUUGUUCUGGUCCGGCGGUCAUUUCAUUUCUUCUCCUCAUUUACGCACAGUCGAAAUUUGUCAGACUAUAUUUAUGCUGUGAUGCUUUAACAAAGCGGGACAUCCUGAGCGAACAUUAUUGACGACUAUUUCCACUGCUGUGACCAAUCAGAACGCGCCAUAGUGGAAACACGUGGCCAUAUAAUCAAAGAAUGGUCCGGCGGUCAUUUCAUUUCUACUCCUCAUUUACGCACAGUCGAAAUUUGUCAGACUACAUUUUAUGCUGUGAUGCUUUAACAAAGCGGGACAUCCUGAGCGAACAUUAUUGACGACUAUCUCCACUGCUGUGAACAAUCAGAACGCGACAUGGUGGAAACACGUGGCCAUAUAAUCAAAGAAUGGGUCCAGCCUCACGCACAAUGAAAUAUCCACGAGGUGCAUUUGAGUUGACUGGUAACUCUGCAGUCAUCUCUCAAAUGAUCAUGGUAUCAUUUUUCAGUCUUAAGGUAUCAUGUGCAGAUAUUUAAAAGCUUUCGUGAUAUUCAAUCAUUCACUGCUAUAAUUUUUGCCGGUUUUCUUCCUUCCAUCAAUUCGAUAUCAGAAUGAUAUGCUCUAUUGUUCAGAUCUCCUAGUUACCUCUACUAUGAUGAAAGAAUUUAAUUGUGUUGUCUGUUUUGUUUUCGUGUUCUUGCACGGAAUCAAUGCUGUGGAAAAGCCAAAAAAUAUAAUUAAUACGAAUAUAUAUAUUUGUAUUUUUCUAAAAAAUCAGUUCCUCUUCUUGCUUCGAAGGAUGGAAAUGUAUUUUGAUCAACAAAAUACCCAAAUAGAACAAGUCGUGAACACUUUGGUCGUCACUUUUUAAUUAACAAUUCAGAUGUGUUAAAUUUGCCAAAUCGAAGAAAGAGAUCUCUAUGGACGCCUAUGACUUUAAGAAAGAAGAAAGUUUGUUCUCCUAAAUAACAAAAGCCUAAUUUUCACGGUCUUCAAAAUUGCUAACUCAAUUUCUUUUGAAGUAUUGAGCUGUAUAUAUAUGUUAAAAACCGUUAAUUUUUUCUGAGAUGACUACUUUUGGGAAACAUGAAUUAGAUCCAUUUACGUGGAGGACAGAUGGUUCACUAUCAAGUCUUGGGUAGGUCGAGUUUAGCACAGAUAUUUUAGUAUUUCUGUCGUAUUUUAACGCCGAAAUUUCAUAUGAUUGAACAUGCCUUAAUAUCAUGUAUUAGUCCAUAGAGAAUACACGUUACGAUUUAGACUUGCGAUGCUAAUCAAAAAGCGUCAGGAUUCUUUGGUUGUGCUAUUGCUUGCAUAAAGGUGAAACACCUUACACUAUAGUUUUUAUCCUUUUGCGGUCAGAAAAUUUGGAGGCUUUCCGGUGGUAUACAUUUUUUAAUGUAUCAAUCUUGUAAGCCAUCGUUAACCGUAUCGACGCUUGUGGAACCUGUAGACUAUGUUUUGUUGCGACACUCAUAUGUUUAUUUAGUUGGAGCCCAGCCUUAAUAUUUAACUGUCAUUUUAAGCUGAUGUGGCUUAACAACCGUCGUCAACCACCAUUAGCUGGUUGGAUCGUAAAUAAUUUUAACUUUAAGAUGGAGAGAGAGUUUAAUGUGGCAACCAUCCUUAAUCUUUAGGCAUAUAUUAUGUAGCUACAGACUAAUCAUAUCAGUUCAUCUAUACUGAAAUGCUUGAAAUUUCGUUCUUCGCCUAGUUUCUUGGACGGGAAAAAUUGGCCUUAUUCUUCACUGCUUAAUCGAACGUAAAUUAAAAUAGCCAUUUUUUUCAAACCUUCGGUGUUUGACCAUUUCAGGCAGUACUUUUGUUUCAAGAGACGUUAAAUACUCCGCUUCGGAAAUCGCUAAGAUGACCGAAGAAACAAAGGGAUGCUGGCGUCAGAUAUAGUUGGACAGAUGUCCCAGAUUCGAAGUCAUUGCUUUGAGAGCAAUUGACGCCAUUUAGUUUUUUUUAAUGCAUAAACAGUGAUCAUGACUGUACGGGUCAUAAUUACUCGGUGGAAACCUAAAUUUAAGCAAGAAAUUAACGAAAUUAGGUUAAAUUCUGAUAAUUAAUUAUACAAAAUGAAAUCGCAUUUUUUCCUGCUGACAAAACAAAUUUAAUGUGUUUUGUAAAGUUAACUAUUGAUCUAGGCCCCUGACCUCUUUUUGACGUUUGUUUACAAAGCAAUAAAGUUGGCGUCUUUCGAAUACUUACAAUGCAUUACGCUAGCAUCAUACCGUUUUCAAUAUCUUGAAUUAAGCGAAGUUCUUGACGUUCCAAAGAGUUGUAAUUUAUCAGAUAUAUCGUUAAUGAGAACUUUAUACUUGGGUAUUUUAUUUCAGUUAUUGAAGUUUUAAUUUCAUGAGUUGAAUUUUUAUUUUAAACUUUGUAACCAAUUCAGUCUGCCUCUCAGUACGCUUAACAGGAAAACGCGAACACCGCUGGAUUAGUUUUUCUCCGGCUACACCAUAUCAGGUGAAGUUCAGAAAAACGUCUGUUAAAACGACACUGACUCGCAUUUAUCAGCAUCCUUUGAAGUCAACCUAAGUUUAAAACAGGGCUGCUCAGGAGGUUCAUUAUUACUUUCCUCAUAUUUCACCAUUGCAUUUUGCUGUAAAACCUUGUUAUUGUCAAUAACUUCUUAUAAGGAUAAGGUAAGACGCUACAAAUCUCCAAAAUUUGAGAACAUCAUAAGUCAAGAUGAUUUAAGAAGGGUCGUUCAAAAUACCAUAAAAAAUAUAGCAAUCAUGCAGAAGUGAAGGAAAGCCACUGUUUGAGUCUUCAAACAUGUAAUCAAUAUUAUCUGACAGCAAUUUUAGCCUAUAAUGCUGUAACAGCACAAAAUGUGCAUGCCACAUGUUGAAUCUAGGAGAAACUGUUGUGGAAAAUCUCUUGUUAAGUGCAAGGAGCAAUUGAAACAAACCAUUUACAAGUUAUGCUGGAAGAAUAAAUUUAUUUUGCCUUUUCAUCCUUUUAAAAAGUCGUUAUAGCUAAACAUUUGAAUUCAGACAUCGAAUGAGUCUCCAUAAUUGAUAUUUAAUACACUUCUGUAAGUUCAGGGGUGGGGUAGGGCUUAUUAAUUCCUUGACUUCUGGGUAGGCUUUUAUUUCGCAAAAAUUCCCUUGGGGCAGAACAUCGAUGUAUUGAAUACAAUAUACAGAAUAUAUGUCUUCGGUUGAAAAUCAACAAAAACGGAAGCUAGUAGAGGCUUUCAAAUACUUGCAUAUUUAAAUUGAGCCCAAACGAAUCACUGGGAAAAUAUUGUUUCAGAGUUUGUGUUCAGGGAGGGGGGGGGUGAAAGGACGUAUCAAAGAGGGGUCUUUCAACUUGUUAUUGAAUGGUACCAUCCAACUACGAAUGGUAUUGAACUGAAUUAAAAAAACGUUGAGAAAAGCGGAAAACUUAAAACCGUCUAGGUUUAAAAUGCCGAAAAUUUCUUUAAAACGACGACGUUUCGAAGUUGCUUAGUGUCCGUUAUAGAUCAAAUCAAGAUAAAAUACUAAGUGUGCAUUUAAAUGUAGAAGGAAUUCCUUAGAGGUAUGAAUAUGAUAGCAAAGUGAAACAAAGAGAAACUACCCAUAAAUAAAGAAUAUAAUAAUAAUAGACACUUUUAAUCUGAACGAAGUCAACCAGAUUGAUAGACUGUUUGUCAAUUAAAUUUUUCAGAGUGCACAAGAAGUAGGAAGAUGGCCGUCAAAUUCAACGUGGUGCUUAUCAUCUUCGUUUGUAUUUUAAUUUCUAUCGAGGGUCGUUCGAUCGGUUAAAGAGGUAAGUGAUUCAUGAAAAAUACGGAAUCGUUCUCUUACUUUAGAUAGUUUGGCUUGGGCUGUUUACAUAGAUAACAUUACUGUCUCUUGGGGAGGAACUUGCCGGGCUGAAUAGAAUAAGUAUUGUUGCGGUAAUUAGUUCUCUUCAACAACUGACUUUAUCGUUUCCGUAUAGCAGUUCGCUUGCACCUAAAUCGAUAACUCAGGUUGUCAUGAAUAAAGGCAAGGGAAGAGAAGGACCAAAUUAAUGUUCACUUAUUUGGUUUUUUUUCAGGACAGUUCUGAUAUUGAGACCCAUAACAAGUCUUUGGUGAUGAAAGAACGAGGUACACGAAGAAAAAUCAUUAGAUUGAAAACAGUUCAUGAAUUUCAUAUCAAUGUUUCAACCAUUCUACUACAAAGGCAAGUGCGGUAAGCUGCAUGACCAAAACGCAGCGCUUAGGAAAUGACCACACGGUGACCGUCAGUCUUUUGUUGCGUAAACAGUGAACGGAUGACAUCUGGAAAACUCGUCAAUGCUGGAUUAUCGCUAAUAUCCAUUGCUAAAUGAUUCGAAACGAGAUGCACCUUGAAAAUAACCUGACCAAGAAACACCUUUUAGGAAAGUUGCCAAGUAUGACUAAACCUGGGUAUGGAGAUCUUAAAGAUACUGCCUCUUACCUAGAACCGCAAUGACUCAUUAUAAUUCUCUUGAAAUGGAACAUAAUUCCCACAUGAUUAUUGGUAUUUUGCUUCACAUUUUAGGAUCAGGAGGGUGAACAUAUAGGAACAAGGAAUACGAACCAGGCGCAACCGUUAACAUCGCUGUGGCUCCAAAGUAUGAUCGCUGCGAUGAGUGCAAAUGCAUUAGAGGGAAACUCAAAAAAUGCACAAAGUUAUACAGUUGUCACGUAGUUAAUCAGUGUAAGAUGGAAGACUAUGUAUGGCGUCCUGAUAGUUGCUGCCCUGAAUGCCAACAAAAAGGCGAGCUCUGUAUUUUUUUUCUCUUUCUAUCGACAUAUGUCUCUAAUGUACUUAACAUUAAUUGACCUGUGAACAGUUUGUCUUUUUGUUCUUGUUAUUAGUUUCUGUAUUCUUUUCUUCAGCACGUACUCGUGCUGUAGGAGACCUUUAAUUUACCCAUUUCUUCGAUCCCCACAUCAACUGUGUUUCUCUCAUUCUGAGUUCUAACUCAGGUGCUCCGUGGUGGGGCCUAAAUUCAAGAUUCGUGGUCAGUCCAGCCGUGACAGCUAUCGAAACUCUUAAGCGCAAAGAGAACGUCCAAGUUUAUUACAUCAAGGCCUAAAAAAGAAAAAAAACAACAACAAAAACAACAACAUUACAUGAAAGGGACAAUAUUUUCACAUGCUUUUCACAGCUUUUCACUUUCCUUUAUUUCACAUGAAGUAAGCUUAGACUGUGAAAACCUCAUAAAGAAUUUGCUCUUUGCAUUGAUUUUACAAUAUUUCUAUUAGAGUUCAUCACUUAUAGAUUAUCAAUCAGUAAAAAUGUCCGCCUUAUCCACUUUUGUUUUCUUUAAGACCUUCAAACUCUUAAUAACAAAUACCCCAGAUGAUGUUUUACUUUCCCCUUAUGCACCAAAUUCUUUUCCCCUCGAUUCUUUAGUUACGAAGAGAAAAUAACUUUCAAACCUCCGAAUUCCUUGUUCUCAUUCCUGUUUUGUAUUUCGCCUUCCAAUUAAUUAUUUUCUGCAAGGACUGCGGAUUCCCAUUUUACAUUUAUUCUUGAUCUAAUUUCUCUAAAGAAUAACCCAUGGCGAUCCAUGAGCAUUGACCAUCAUUGACGUUUUUUAUUUACAGGUUGUUCCGAUGACAGAAAAGUUGGCGAAAAAUGGGAGAGGUUAGUGCGUUUGCAGGAAGGUGAGAAGGAAGGAAUCUGUUCUUUAUGCGAAUGCAGGGCAGACGGUACAGAGUUUUGUAAAUAA
Pocillopora meandrina is the source of this 8834-nucleotide messenger RNA. The record is from the annotation of a GenBank genome assembly. NCBI's taxonomy places the organism in Eukaryota, Metazoa, Cnidaria, Anthozoa, Scleractinia, Pocilloporidae.